UACUUUCUUAGAUAUAUUUUAUUUUCACCGUUACGUCACUUUAACUGUACUCAUUCAGAUAUACAUGUUUACGUAAUAUCGUGGAGUGCGCCUACUUUCAAUGGUGAAAUCUCUUCUGUUAAGUUAGCCUCUUUAUUGAAAUAAGAAGAGCAAUCUCAUUUGAAAGUAAAGCUUCGUUUCGUUUUACAAUCCUAUGUUAUUUCGAAAUAAAUUAUUGAAAAAUGGCUCCUAUUAAUGAUCCAAAACAAUUAUUGCCGGACAUUGAUAACUACAUAAACAAUAACGAUGUUAUGAUGUUUAGUAAAACUUAUUGCCAGUACUGUCAAAAGAUUAAGCAAUUGUUCAAUUCUUUAGGAGUUAAAUACUUUGCCUUGGAGUUGGACACUUUAGAGCAUGGAUCCCAAAUGCAGCAAGCUAUGGCCUUGAGAACAGGCCGGAGUUCUGUUCCUCAAGUAUUUAUAAAGCGAGAGCACAUAGGGGGAUGUGAUGAUACUAUGGCAGCUCACAGCAGCGGAAAACUCGAGCAGUGUUUAGCCAAGGACAUCACUGACGAGAAAUAUGAUUACGACUUAAUUGUAAUCGGGGGAGGAUCCGGAGGACUAGCUGCAUCUAAAGAAGCUGCCAAAUUAGGUAAAAAAGUUGCUGUUUUAGACUUUGUUAAGCCAACACCAAUUGGAACAACUUGGGGUCUUGGAGGAACCUGUGUUAAUGUGGGAUGCAUUCCAAAAAAAUUAAUGCAUCAAGCUGCUUUGUUAGGCCAAUCUCUUAAGGAUGCAAAGCAUUUUGGAUGGAAUUAUGGUGAUAAAGUGGAACAUGUUUGGGCAACUAUGCGAGAAAAUGUGCAGAAUCAUAUUGGAUCCCUUAACUGGAAUUAUAAAGUGCAAUUAAGAACUGAACAAGUAAAGUACUUGAAUGCCUCAGGAGUCUUUGUUGAGGAUCACAAAAUUAAGGCUAUUGACAAGAAAGGAAAGGAGACUCAUAUGUCUUCCAAGAAUUUUAUUAUUGCCACUGGAGAGAGACCAAGGUAUCCAGACAUUGAAGGUGCCAAGGAAUAUGGCAUCACAAGUGAUGAUCUUUUCUCUUUGGAGAAAAGUCCUGGAAAAACUUUAGUUAUUGGAGCUUCAUAUGUUGCGUUGGAAUGUGCUGGAUUUAUAGCAGGCAUUGGGUUAGAUGUCACUGUUAUGGUCCGUUCUAUCUUGCUUCGAGGCUUUGAUCAAGACAUGGCUGAAAGAAUUGGCAACUACAUGCAAGGGGAAGGCAUAAAAUUUCUUAGACCUUGUGUUCCUACAAAGAUUGAGAAAAAUGAAUCAGCUGAACACAUGUUAAGAGUAACUGGAAAAAUGGAAUCAGGUGAAGAAAUUGCUGAUGAAUAUGAUACAGUAUUAUUUGCUAUUGGUCGUGAUUCCUGUACUACUGGAAUUGGAUUAGAAACUGUUGGUGUAAAAGUUAAUCCCAAAAAUGGUAAAAUUCCUGUCGUGAAUGAACAAACUAAUGUUCCAUACAUCUAUGCAAUUGGUGAUAUUUUGGAGGGAAAGCCAGAAUUGACUCCUGUUGCAAUAGAGGCAGGAUUGCUGCUUGCUCGUCGAUUGUAUGGAGAUAGUUCUACCCAGUGUGAUUACAAUAAUAUUGCAACUACUGUGUUCACUCCUUUGGAGUAUGGAUGUAUUGGAUUUUCUGAAGAAAAAGCAAUAGACACCUAUGGAGAAGAAAAUAUUGAGGUCUACCAUUCCAACCUAACACCUCUCGAGUGGACUGUAGCACACAGAGAAGGAAAUGUUUGUUAUGCAAAACUAAUAUGCCUUAAAACUGAUAAUGAAAAGGUAAUAGGAUUUCAUUACUUGGGACCAAAUGCUGGAGAAGUCACUCAAGGAUUUGCGUUAGGCAUGAGAUUAGGUGCUACAAAAGCUGACUUUGAUGCAACAAUAGGAAUCCAUCCAACAUGUGCUGAAAUAUUUACUACAAUGUCAGUGACCAAAAGCUCUGGGAAAUCUUCUCUUCAAGCUGGUUGCUGAGGUUAAGUCCUACUGUUGCCUAAAGAAGGGUUUUUGUGGCUCAAAACUGUAGAAUGUUUUUAACCGUGCGAGCAUUCUCUUUUACGAGUGUAUCAGCAAAACCCUUCGGCAGCAGUAGGUGAUUAAGAUGCUAACUUAUAAUGAAUUAGGAUUUUUAAAAUGUUAUGACGGCUCUUCUGCAAACCAUUGCAUUGGUGGGAAGAUGCUUGAUGUUCCCUAAUUUCAUUAUUAGUUUAAAGAUGUAAGUGAUAAGUACCUGUUUGUGAUGAUUAGAUGCAAGAAAAUUUUUUGUCAUUAAAUGUGAUACAUCUAUAACUUAAUUCUUAAAUUAUUUAGUAAUUUCCACCACUUUUUAUUUAAUUCUAGCAUUUGUGUUGUCUUCUUGUUAAAAAGUUAUUUUGUAAAAUCAACCAAAGUUUCAUAUCUUUGUAAUUGUUAGAACUCUUUGCAACCUUUUGAAUUUUUGCUAAGAUCAUUGUUGAUUAAAUAAAAUCUUUAGAUUUUUA
Molecule: messenger RNA, 2518 nt
Organism: Parasteatoda tepidariorum (common house spider)
Lineage: Eukaryota; Metazoa; Arthropoda; Arachnida; Araneae; Theridiidae
Product: thioredoxin reductase 1, cytoplasmic
Biological process (GO): cellular response to oxidative stress; glutathione metabolic process; cell redox homeostasis
Cellular component (GO): mitochondrion; cytosol
Molecular function (GO): glutathione-disulfide reductase (NADPH) activity; flavin adenine dinucleotide binding; thioredoxin-disulfide reductase (NADPH) activity
Source: RefSeq, a predicted model, not a curated record